Pseudomyrmex gracilis is the source of this 5279-nucleotide messenger RNA. Its product is annotated as TBC1 domain family member 25. Lineage: Eukaryota; Metazoa; Arthropoda; Insecta; Hymenoptera; Formicidae. Gene Ontology annotation, molecular function: GTPase activator activity. The record is from RefSeq and is a predicted model, not a curated record. Bases 791 to 3430 code for a protein of 879 amino acids. Gene Ontology annotation, cellular component: autophagosome. Gene Ontology annotation, biological process: regulation of autophagosome maturation; activation of GTPase activity. The transcript is spliced from 10 exons.
ACAAAUUAGCCAAUCACUUGCCAGCAUUCUGUCAAGUGUAAAUACGUCCAAAAGAUUGUCUGUGAUUGGUUAACGUGCUUAAAUAACAUUGCAACGGGUGUGCGGAAUGUCGAAUAGCUUUCGCGGGGGCGACGAAGCGAGAAGCGCCGCUCCUGCGGAGGGCUCGAAAAUCGAACACAUUCAGUGCGCGCUCGGACCACGCGCGACUGACGUUUGUGGUCGGGUUGUUGAGUUAUCAUGAAUCCUCACGUCAUUAGUGCCAAUAAAUAAUUACAACCGCAGUAUUCAACAGUAUUGGCACACCGAACAACGACGAAGACUGUGACCGACGGUCGUCGAUCUUCUUGACGAUAUAAUUCGUUUUCCCCGGCAGCACGUUACAUUCACACCGCUCGUUGUCGACGUCGAUAGCCGUCGUCGUCGUCGUCGCAAUGCACCGAUCGCACUCUCAUCAAAGACACAUGGCCACUUAAUUGAGCAAAAUAAAAAAGCGAACAUGACCUGUUCCGUCGUGGAGAAACACCCACACACUCAGAACUGCACACCGCGGGCUUAACGCAUACUUUCUCGUCGUGAUAAUUGCUAAUUAUCGAGAUCUCGCACGCUGUUUCACCAUUGUGAGUGGAUAAUGAGCAUUUGAAAACUGAUAUUACAACAUUUGACACUCAUAUUUAUUGACAUUAGAAAAUCGGAACUAUGCAAGAAUUGUGAUAUUUGAGCAUCUAUUGUGAGAUUAUACUUCUCAGAAAGAGAAACAAUAUAUAAUAUAUGAUAUAUAGUGGCAGCAGACAUGUUUGGUUGUCCCAGAGAAGCUGUACGUGUCAAAGUUAAGAAAUGCGAGACGAGGCAUCAGCCAGAGUACCGCAAGUUCAGUGUGGAUCCCCAAAUAACAUCAAUAGAAGUGCUACAAAGCAUUCUGAUCAAAGCCUUCGACAUAAAAGGGGAAUUCACCGUUUCUUAUCGAGCGAUCGACGAUUAUGGAUCGGAGACGUAUCUGUUCUUGCUCUCAGACUGGGACUUGGAUGCCGCGUUCAUCAGCGCGUCCGAGCCGUACCUUUAUCUGCAAGUGAACUUAAAGCCUUUCGGAGAAACCGGAGAUUGCGAGUGCUACUGGGAGCAAAAUGCGCAGGAAGUUUUACCGCGUCAGCAGGAAACUGGGUUUCCUUACAGAACGCCAAAGUUGCCCGGACUUAUAAUGAAUAAGAUGGAAAAGACGCUGAAUAUGGUACAACGAGCGUUGGGCAACUUGGCUGAAGAGUCUCAUCAACAGAGCGUACAACCUCCACGACCGCCGUUGACAGACGCUGAGUUUCGCCGAUUUCUCGAUCCGAUCGGUCAAGUGGUGCAGUCCAAAGAUCUAAGGGCGGUUAUUUAUUUCGGCGGAAUCGAGCCCAGCUUACGCAAAGUGGUCUGGAAACAUAUCCUGAAUGUGUAUCCGGAAGGAAUGUCGGGUCGUGAGCGGAUGGAUUAUAUGAAGAGGAAAGCGCAGGAGUAUCAAACUCUGCGCGAGCGAUGGAGAACAUUAGUGCAGAAGGGUCAGAAUAUUGGCGAUCUUGGCUAUGUCACCAGCAUGGUGCGUAAGGACGUGCUCAGAACGGAUAGACAUCACAAGUUCUAUGGCGGUUCGGAUGACAAUCAGAACACGGCGAGUCUUUUCAACAUUCUAACAACGUAUGCCUUAAAUCACCCAAGUGUGAGUUAUUGUCAAGGAAUGAGCGACCUAGCUUCACCUCUUCUUGUCACAAUGCGGGACGAAGCGCAAGCGUAUAUUUGUCUCUGCGCUCUCAUGAGAAGAUUGAAAGAUAAUUUUAUGCUCGAUGGAAUCGCAAUGACCAUCAAGUUCGCUCACCUCGCCGAAGGUCUCCAGCACUAUGACCCCGAUUUCUACGCGUACUUAAAGUCGCACCAAGCGGACGAUCUGCUAUUUUGCUAUCGUUGGUUAUUGCUGGAAAUGAAACGUGAGUUCGCGCUGGACGACGCGCUCAGGAUGCUCGAGGUUUUGUGGGCGGCAUUGCCAGCUUCUCCUCCAAACGGCGAGCUGAGUCUUGCCGAGGUUCCUUUUCCACCACCGUCGCCACCGCCGAGUCCAAAUAUCAAACAUAUACGUGAGAACGCGUACACCAAAGUCUGCGCUAUCAGACGACAGAGUUCCUCAGCCAGUAUUGCUGCUAACGUGAAGCGAAAAACUCUCAACACGGAUGAAUCUUUGCAAUCAAGCACCGAGAUUAAUGGAGAUACGAAAAGAUCUAAUUCGCCGUACGAAACAUUUUCUGAUUCGGAUAACGACUUAACUAACACAAAAAACAAGAAGAAUACUGAAUCGACAGAAAAGUGCCUAAGUACAGAUUCUCUUCCCGUUAAAUCAAAACGUUCGAAUCUUCUAGAACUAAAGGAAAGAUUAGCUGCGUCUUACAAAGAGCAAUCUAAAACCAAUGAACAAAAUGAUAAUUUUAGUGAAAAAAAAUGUGCACGAGUUGUGAAAAAUCUGAACGAAUUCUUAAACUUCACUAGCCUCAAUCGCAGCAAAGUCACGCCAAGCGAUGCCGAGCCUGAACUUAGACGUGUCUCGAGUGAAAGCGGCGUCAUUAGAGUGUUGAAAGAUGAACCGAGCUCGCCGGACGAUCCCACGGACUUCUUCCCGAUGACUACGUCGAUGACGAGAGAAUUAAGACUGGAGUUGGAAUCAUUGGACCGACAAGUAUUUGGUCCUUCACCGCCGCCUAACGAUCUGCAGUGCGAUUGCGUGCUCUCAAAAAGAGAAAACGACUUACCGGAGAGCGAGACUGAAACGGAGCUGGCGAGAUGCAGUCCAGCGGCGGAUGUAUUUGUAUGGGAGAACCCGUUACAUACGCUACAGCAAAAACAUCAUCCAACGACUCCGGACGAGCAGGCAGAAUUAGAAUACGACGGUGAAAUUUUGGAGGAUCAGAACGGCGUAAAGUCCGUCACGCCAAUCAGACUACUCAAACGUACCACCAGGUCAGAAUCGGCGUCAGAUAGUGAGGGAACUGAGAGUUGGCAUCAAAACCCAUCCGUACCGGAAAGUCCAACGAAGCAGCAGCAACAACAGCAACCUAUUCAAGAACAAUGUGAGGAAGCAACAGAGCUGACUAAUCUUAUACCCGCAGGAACGAGCGAAGAUCAACUGGGCGAAAGUUCGUUGCCACCACCGCACGAGUUCGGUGGUGGGAAUCCCUUUCUGAUGUUCCUGUGCAUUACUCUUUUGCUGCAGCAUCGUGAUUUUGUGAUGCGUAAUCAGAUGGACUACAAUGAGAUGGCGAUGCACUUCGACAAAAUGGUUCGCCGUCACAACGUGAUUCGAGUGCUCAAUCAGGCACGACAACUGUUCGCUGGUUAUCUUAGAAGACAUUCCGCAUCCUUGUCAUCUUCAGCCGGUGGUUCGACUUCAACUAGCAAACCAGAUGUGUAACUCUUUGCCGGUCAACUUUUCAAAAUAUCAAGUUAAAGUCAAAUAACUAAAAAAUUAGAGAUGUGAGAAUUAUCAUUCGAUCACCUGAAUUAAUGGCACAUAUCAUGAAACUUUAUGUCGCCGAUUUAAAAAAAGGCUUAAGAGGACUUGAAUCAAUUCUAUCACAGUGCUCUUCCGCUCACGACGUACGCGGAACGUUCAUUAUACUCACUAGAUCUGUCCACGGGUUUAGCGCGUAGACAGUGUCUCUGAUAGACCAUAGUUUUCUUCUUUGUUUCUUUUUUUACUUUUAGUACAUAGAAAAAAAAUUCUUCAAAAUUUUUAAAUAAAAAUUCUACAUACACACACACACACACACAUACAUUAAAAUUAUUAUGAUAAUUUUGGAAGUUUGAAAAUGUUCAAAUGCCGAACAUAACAACGAAUAAACGACCAAUAUGUAUGUCAAGAAAGCAAUAAAAUAUGAUGUACUUACAAUUAAACAUCUUAAGAGGAUGCUGAAACGACGACCGAACUCCGAUUCGGCCGCUUAGCCGCUACGCUGUCCAAUGAGUAGCGCCCUCUAAUCGAGCCGAGACAAGGAUAGAUGACGUGAUAGAGACAACAAUAGACGUAUGUGUCUCUCCGGCACUUCUGCUAAACCUGCAUCGUAAUUUUCUACUUUCUUAAAAAGCUUAAAAAUCCUUUUUGAAGCACUCAAAAUAAUUGUCUGUCUCUAGAAGUAGAAAAUAGAGUUUUUGGAUUCAUACUGCCAGUUUUAUAUACGAAGUAACAAUAUAUAGUCUAUGUGAUAACAGUCUAUAAACUUUUUUUUGUUUUUCUACACAUUCCAUUUCUUUAUCUCCAUUUCUCUUUUAUUCUGGAGAGACAUUUUUCAUUUCGAUCAAUGAGCGCAAAAUGAGUGGAAAAGUCAGAACUGCCGGCAAAACAAGACGGUUCAACAUUCUCUUAAGAAGUUUCUGUAGAAGUAAGAUUUUCGAAAUAAAUCAUAUUCGAAAACUUAUAAAAAAAAAAGAUGGUUCAUCAGAGACAAGUUUGCUUUGUGAAACUUAAUGUUUCAUAACAUCUGUCAUUAUCCGCAAAACUUGUACUGAAAAUUGAAUAAUUUUGAUUGGUUCUGAGAUUCUGAAUACAACGAUCCAAAAUACUUUAGUCAAUUCGCAAAAUGACACCGUAACCUGUUCACGUUCACGCACGUUACACAUUUUAUCACUUCAACAUAAUAAUGCACAAUAUCAUCCGCAUGCGUCGACGAACCCUCUUUCACUGUAUCUGUAGAAUUAAGUCCUCAGCUUAAUGCAUUCAGCAACGGUUACGAUUCAUGUGUCUCUUAGGAUCGCGUCGCUUCUGAAUGCGUUAAAUUUGUAAAAUACAUCUGAACCUAUACCCUAGAGCGGCUGAAUCUUACUUUGUUCUCAAACAGUAUGGGAAAUGACAAUAAAGUGCAUUUAAUUUUAUCGCUAAUAAGAAACUUUUUCUAUUUAUUAUAGUUCAACGUUCAACGAAGUUAGGAAGAUAUUGAAAACUAAACUGGCUGCUGUUUUUUUUUUUUUCUUAUAAUAAGUUUGCGUAUUUUUGUUCAUAUGUAAAUGUAAAGUUGCUGGAUACUUAUUUAAUCAUAUAUUGACAUAUAACGUCAGAGGCACGAAAUGAUUUAUAAAUUGUCAUUGCAACUUACCUACAUCGAAAUAAACUAGCUUUGUUUAUACGCCAGCAUUGAUAUUUAAAAGCACAAAUUGGUAAAAUUUGUCGACAACUUGUUUUUUAUUCUACAUUGGCAAAUGCACGCAUAAAUUUAAUAUAUGUUUAUUUUAUUUUCAAUAAUAGGCCUUGUGAAUUUAUGUUCGCA